AUGCAGCCCCAAUUCUUCCGCUUCGUGAAUCAGAUCAAUGAUGGUCUUACAACACUCGACGAGGCGGCUGCUUCGCUGUCUGAUCUUAUGACUGACGAUGAACAUCUUGCUUUACUCCAAGGCGGCCGCUCUCUUACACAAUACCUUUCAGACAACAAAGCGUCACCAUGUCCGGCGUCAGUAAUAUCAAGCGUUGGCGUGCCUGGCUUUCAUAUCGUUGAUGGCGCGAAACAAUCUUUCUUUACCGAAUUUCCCAGUCCUUUGGGUCGGGCGGCGUCAUUCAAUACACAACUGGAAGAACUCAUCGGAGAGGCAAUCGGCUUAGAAUUACGAGCUCAUGGUGGUAACGUCUACAGUGGAAUAUGCCUGAAUGUUACACGCCGGUCAGACUGGGGACGAGCACACCAAUCUUAUGGAGAAGACCCUUUCGUCAUCAGCCGCAUGGGUAAUGCAGCAGCAAAGGGCGUACGAAAACAUGCCAUGGUAGCCGUCCGACAUUUCGCAAUGAACUCUAUGGAAAUUCUUCGAGAAGAUAGCAGUAUCACAAUCGACGAAAAGACCAUGAAUGAGUUUUUCCUACAGCACUUCAAAGAUGUCCUCUACGAGAGUGGAGCUGAAAUUGUAGUGUCUGCUGGAAACCGCGUCAAUGGCGUAGCAUGUACGGAGAACCCAUGCUUGUUGAACGGGACUUUGAGGCAACGCUGGCUCUUGAACGAUCUGAUUGUGGCUAGCGACUGCACAUGGCAGGUGAAGAAUGGACCGGCGUCCAUCAAAGCAGGUCUGGACAUUGAGAUGCCUUUCAAGUCAGGAAGGACUGCCGCAGUUGAAUCCGCUCUGGAACAUGGAACCUUGGAUUGGUCAAACAUUGAAGCUAUGACUGACCGAAUCUUGAAAGCACAGCUCCGUUAUCAAUGCCGUGCGGCUCAGAUGCCAUCACCGGACCCCGAGGUGAUCAGAUGCCAGCGUCACAUCGGUCUUGCUAGACGUUCAGUUGCUGAGUCGAUGGUGCUCCUCAAGAACGAUGGCGAUUUUCUGCCAUUAAACCAAACCUCCCGGAUCAAGAUGACAGUCUUGGGAGAACUGGCGGAUAGGGUCAGCUCUGCAUAUCAAUUCGACGCAGCCUCCCAUGCUGCAGGUCCUCCUGGCACCAGUCCUCUUGAGGAGCUCCGGAAGCGCCACAAUUUAGCUGUUGACUACCUGGACGGAAGUGAGGCUGGCAAAGCAACAAAGUCUGUCAUGGAUGCCGACUGUGUUGUAUUAUUCUUACGCCCCUCGAGUAAAUCCGAAAACGAACAGAAGCGCGGCCGCUUCUUCGACCGCUUCAAAUCUCGCAAGCAAAGUGGCGACAGUCGAAUGUCCCGUUUCCGGGAUCGCAGUCAUCUCACGCUCCAUGCUAAGGAUGUUGAACUGGCCAAAGCCGUCUUGUCAGUCGCUGGCCACAAAACAGUGGUGGUGAUUGAAGCAGGCACGAGUGUCACAAUUCCUGUGUGUAUCCGACAAAAAGCAAGUGCCAUCCUCUUCUCCAGUUAUGGAUGCCGACAAUACGGCAGGGGCUUGCGAGACGUUCUCUUUGGCGAGCAAGAGCCAUCUGGAAGACUGCCCUUUGUGCUUCCCGACACGGAAUAUCAACUACUGGACAAAGAACGAAAUGCAUCUUCCCACGAAAUCAGAUACGACGACCACUGGGGCUACAGAAGACUACGACAGGAACAACAGAAACCUGCCUAUCCUUUUGGAUUCGGCCUCGGCUAUUCCACCUUCUCACUCAAUUCACUCUGGUGCUCGCAUCCAAUUGUCAAGUCCACGUUUGACAUGACGGUCAAUACCAAGAACACUGGCAACCGUGCUUCAGCAGUAGUGAUUCAGAUCUAUGCUUCGAGCAGGUUAACACGAAGGGACAGUGCCACGCCGAGCGUAGUUCCUCCCAAAAGUCUCAUCGGCUUUGCAAAAGAAAUCAUCCUUCCUGGUGAAAGCAAUGAGAUCUGUAUCACCUGCCGCCUGAGUCCUUUGGCCGAGUUCCACAAAGAUACCAGCAAAAUGGUCGUUGCUGAAGGCCGGUACGAUCUUUUUGUGUGCCAGUACGAAGGUGAUUCAAAAGCCUUGACAUCUUCGUUCCAGAUUCUGAACGAGAUUCGAUGCUGA
This is a messenger RNA of Aureobasidium melanogenum CBS 110374, 2142 nucleotides long. RefSeq names its product glycoside hydrolase. Gene Ontology annotation, biological process: glucan catabolic process. The record is from RefSeq and is a predicted model, not a curated record. Gene Ontology annotation, molecular function: beta-glucosidase activity. Lineage: Eukaryota; Fungi; Ascomycota; Dothideomycetes; Dothideales; Saccotheciaceae. The coding region runs from base 1 to 2142 and encodes 713 amino acids. The transcript has 2 exons.